Messenger RNA from Alosa alosa (allis shad), 2811 nucleotides. RefSeq names its product PR domain containing 12b (gene prdm12b). Bases 343 to 1497 code for a protein of 384 amino acids. The record is from RefSeq and is a predicted model, not a curated record. Gene Ontology annotation, cellular component: nucleus. Gene Ontology annotation, molecular function: histone methyltransferase binding. The transcript has 5 exons. Gene Ontology annotation, biological process: neurogenesis. Lineage: Eukaryota; Metazoa; Chordata; Actinopteri; Clupeiformes; Clupeidae.
ACUCAAUGAAGAAGCUGGCUUUUCUAUGGCGGCACAAGCGGGCAGCACCCGAGGGGAGGGUCAUUAAUAACUAAUUAGACCGGGUCAGGCCGCCAGCAUAUAAGACCGCCGGGACCCGCGAGUGCGCAACGCGUCACAAGCAAACACAGACUUUCUUCUCAGAGUUUCUUUUUAACACGUUUGUUCUUAAAGCACAGUUAAUUUGACCAUUUUAUUUUUAUUUUUAAAUUAAUUUACACAUUUAACAGACGUCUGUGUUCCCUGCGAUUUAAGUUUUGUUGAUUUAAUUGUAACACUUUUCAUAGCGAGGGAACUUAGAUAAAGUUAGGGCACUGGUGCGCCAUGGGUUCUGUGUUGCCUGCCGAAGCCUUAGUGUUAAAGUCGGGAUUUAAGCCUCCGACCUUCUCCCUCUCAGAGAUCAUCACGUCCGACAUCCUCCACAGCUUCCUGUACGGCCGUUGGAGGAACGUGCUGGGCGAAAACCUGCUCGAGGACAAGAGCAGCCCUGUGUGCCCCAAAACCGCCUUCACCGCCGAGGUGCUCGCGCAGUCUUUCUCCGGAGAGGUGCAGAAGCUGUCCAGCCUGGUGCUGCCGAGCGAGGUGAUCAUCGCCCAGAGCUCCAUCCCAGGGGAGGGACUGGGCAUCUUCUCCAAGAGCUGGAUCAAGGCCGGCACUGAGAUGGGGCCGUUCACCGGCCGCCUCAUCUCCCCCGAACACGUGGACCUCUUCAAGAACAACAACCUCAUGUGGGAGGUGUUUAACGAGGACGGCACCGUGCGCUACUUCAUCGACGCCAGCCAGGAGGACCAACGGAGCUGGAUGACCUACAUCAAGUGCGCCCGCAACGAGCAGGAGCAGAACCUGGAGGUGGUGCAGAUCGGCAGCAGCAUCUUCUACAAGGCCGUGGAGACGAUCCCUCCUGACCAGGAGCUGCUGGUGUGGUACGGCAACACCCACAACACCUUCCUGGGCAUCCCCGGCGUGCUGGCCAUGGAGGAGGAGCCGCAGAAGAAACACAAAAACGAUGACCCGUCCCUGUGCGACAGCUCGUCCUCCUCGACACUGGCCUCUGCUAGCCGCAUGCGCUGCGUGAUCUGCCACCGCGGCUUCAACUCGCGCAGCAACCUGCGCUCGCACAUGCGCAUCCACACGCUGGACAAGCCCUUCGUCUGCCGCUUCUGCAACCGCCGCUUCAGCCAGUCGUCCACUCUCCGCAACCACGUCCGUCUUCACACGGGCGAGCGCCCCUACAAGUGCCAUGUGUGCCAGAGCGCCUACUCGCAGCUGGCCGGCCUGCGCGCCCACCAGAAGAGCGCCCGCCACCGGCCAGCAGGGGGCAGUAGCGCCAGCGUGGGCGUGGUCAGCGGGGCAGUGGUGGUGGGGCUCCAGACGCAUUCCCCUCCGCCACCACAAAUGGCACCAGUGCCACACACACACACACACACACACACACACCCGGCCUCCCUAGUGCAUCACAUCCCCACUAUGGUGCUGUAGGACACACACACACACACACCCACACACCCAGCCUCCCUAGUGCACCACAUCCCCACUAUGGUGCUGUAGGACACACACACACACACACACACACACCCGGCCUCCCUAGUGCACCACAUCCCCACUAUGGUGCUGUAGGACACACACACACACACACACACACACACACACACACACACCCAGCCUCCCUAGUGCAUCACAUCCCCACUAUGGUGCUGUAGGACACACACACACACACACACACACACACACACACACACACACACACACCCCAGCCUCCCUAGUGCAUCACAUCCCUACUAUGGUGCUGUAGGACACACACACACACACACACACACACACACACACACACACACACACACACACCCAGCCUCCCUAGUGCAUCACAUCCCCACUAUGGUGCUGUAGGACACACACACACACACACACACACACACACACACACACACACACCCAGCCUCCCUAGUGCAUCACAUCCCCACUAUGGUGCUGUAGGACACACACACACACACACACACACACCAUGUCAUUAUAUUCCCCACUACGCUACACCUUAGAUCAUACUUGUCAGAUUUUAUAUAAAGAGUGCACUAAAUUACUAUUUGGUCCGAUAGCCUGUUGGUACCUACAGAGUGCACAUAUAUUAGCACAUAUGCAUGAAUACUGAUGCCCUGAUCACUUUCUCCGCCCUACUGGUGACAUGAAGAAAAUAUUUAUGUUUGCAUGUGAUCUCUGAAGAUGACGGUUUAAGAAGAUAUUUAUGUUUGCAUGUGAUCUGCGCAUCUUCUCUCUGAGGGGAGCAGAUUUCUGCAACUCUAUUUAAUCUAUUUGUAUUUAUCAAGCGUCAGGUUUAUAUCUAAAACUUGUGUAAAGAACAGCCACUGUGAACUGGUCUACUAUUGCUAACCCUUCCUGACUUUUCCCAGGACAAAGUGCCAUUCCCAGGAGGAGUGAGCUCCCUCUAGUGACCAUUUGGUGUCAUUACCUCCCUGUCAGGGACCAUAGAGAUUGGUAGUAUGUAAAUAAUCUAUAGAAUAUGUACAAUUGUUGUAAAUAUAAUUCAAAGAUGUGUUUCACUUCCUAAAAUGCUGAGCAGUCACUUUACCUGUUUAUGAGUGUAUGUAAAACUUCUAAGUCAAAUUACUAUAUGAUGUAAGCUGUUUGCUUGAUCUAUAUAUGAUGUAAGCUGUUUGCGAAUACUUGAUCUAUAUAUGAUGUAAGCUGUUUGCUUGAUCAAAAUGAUGUAAAGCUGUUUGCGGAUACUAAAGACUUUGUAUCUUCUUCUUGUCUCCUAAAUAAAUGAUUUCAAUAUCA